Molecule: messenger RNA, 1595 nt
Organism: Porites lobata
Lineage: Eukaryota; Metazoa; Cnidaria; Anthozoa; Scleractinia; Poritidae
Source: the annotation of a GenBank genome assembly
AUGCCAUCAGACACAUUUCGGAUGUUAAUCUGUGGAAACAGUGGAAGUGGUAAGACUAAUCUAUUAUAUCAUAUGUUAAUUAAACCACUGUUGUACUUCGAUGAAAUUUAUCUUUAUGCGCGUAAUUUAGAGCAGGAUAAAUAUAAACAAUUAAUGCAAAAAAUGAGAGAACUGAGUUCUAAAGUUGGAUAUGAAAUACUUCAUGUGAGUAAUGAUGAAAUAACCCCAGUGUCAGAAAUGGGUUAUGAAGACAAUCAAAAACUUGUGAUAUUUGAUGAUUACGUUUGUGAUAAAAACCAGAGACAACUUACUGAUUAUUUCAUUCAAGGACGACAUAAGAAUUGCUCUGUAAUCUACCUCAGUCAAUCAUUUUACAAAACUCCAAAGGAUAUUCGAUUGAAUUGUUCUCAUUACUGCCUUUAUGAAUUUCCAUCAUCGAGGGAAUCCAAUAGGAUAUCAUCUGAGUUGGGAGUUGACAAAGAGACAUAUAAAGCAGCAACAAGAAAACCAUUUACAUUUCUAUAUGUUGAUAAACCCAGAAAACGUAUUGCAAAAACCUUUACUGGUAAUCUAGCCUAAUAAUUAAAAUGGGUAUAUUCAACGAACAAUCUUUUGAUCAUCCUUUUGCUAGAGGAAUUCAGGGUGCUCCAGGAGUAGGAUUUAAUCUCACUUCAAGUGGGGAUUAUGAUAUGAUAAAUAAAAAACUAAGAAAUGUUGGUGCUCCGGAAUCAAACACCGAUGCGGCAACCAAGAAGUAUGUUGAUGAUAAUUCUGGGGGUGGAAAAACAUCAUUAAUAACAGUAGAUUCAAACAUUUAUAUGAAAGAUACAUAUCGUAUACUAAAUCUUAAAACACCAUCUGAUGUAGAUGAAGCAGCAACAAAGUCUUACGCUGAUAAUAAUUUUUUAAAAACUGAUGGAACAAAACCAAUGACACAAGAUUUAAGCCUUGGAUCUUAUCGCAUAACUCAUCUUGGUGAUCCUACAGGUGAUGGUGAUGCAACUUCAAAAAAAUACACUGACAAUUUGGUUAACACCAAACUAAAUGAUUACAUCAAAAAAGAUGGCACUGGAGAUUUCAACACUGGCGGCCACAAAAUACUAAAUCUUCGCACACCCACAUCAAACAGUCAACCAGCAACAAAAAAUUAUACCGAUAAUAAUUUUUUAAAUCUAGAUGAAACAGAAAAAAUGACUGGAAAUCUAGAUAUGGACAAUAAUCAAAUAUUAAAUCUACCAACUCCAACGGGUGGAAAACAACCAACACCAUUAGCUUUCACAGAUAUGAAGUAUCUUCACGUUGCUGGAACAAAUAAAAUGACUAAUAAUCUAAACAUGGAUAACAAAAGUAUAAUUUAUUUAAAACCACCAACAAAUGAUACAGAUGCUGCAACCAAAAAGUAUGUGGAUGACUCAAUACCUGAUACUAGUUCUUUUAUAAAAAAAGAUGGAAGUGUAUCAAUGACUAAUAACCUAAAUCUUGGAAACCAAAAAAUAGUUGGUCUCGCAACUCCAGUGUCAAACACAGAUGCUGCAACCAAAAAGUAUGUUGAUGAUAAUACUGGAAGUCCAGAUUUGAGUGAUUACUUGGAAAAA